Molecule: messenger RNA, 3649 nt
Organism: Triplophysa dalaica
Lineage: Eukaryota; Metazoa; Chordata; Actinopteri; Cypriniformes; Nemacheilidae
Product: adhesion G protein-coupled receptor E1-like
Biological process (GO): adenylate cyclase-activating G protein-coupled receptor signaling pathway; cell surface receptor signaling pathway
Cellular component (GO): membrane
Molecular function (GO): calcium ion binding; G protein-coupled receptor activity
Source: RefSeq, a predicted model, not a curated record
AGUAGCGCACACAUGAGAGAGGAGGAGGAAUAUAACAGACCAGACGAGUGGAAAAAGAAAAGAAAGUUUUGGAAACUGUCCUGCCGUGCGGAUUAACAUAAACACAGAGCAGAAACCAACGUGAAAGAUGAGACAAAAACUGAAUAGAAACGUUUGAAAGAGAGAGAGAGAGAGAGAGAUAACAUUUGAAAAGAUUUCUUUCACAGAGAAAAAAAGACAGAAGAGACGAGGGGCCCACUGUAUUACUUUAGAAACUGAAAACUAGUGAAGAGUGAACUAAAACAAAGGAGAUUUUGAAGGAACUGAAGCCGUGAGCGCACGAGGUGACCGUCACCAUUUACAGGAAUACAGGUUAACGCUGGCAUAUUCACUUUUGUGGCACUACAGAGAUUACACAAUCAUUCUGAGACGACAACAUGGAGCCAACACAGACGUGUCUUCUUUUGGGUCUCCUGCUGCUCUUUUGUGGAUCUUAUGGAUGUGAAGUUGGAUUCAAGUUAAGUCAUGGGAUUUGUGUCGAUGCCAACGAGUGUGAGGCGACACCAAAUAUCUGUGGCAAUAAUGCCAAGUGUAUGAACACAAUAGGAAGUUAUUAUUGCACCUGUGAAAGCGGCUUCCUAUCAAGAACUUCCAAUUUCACCGCGAUAUCGGGACAGUGUAUGGAUGUGAAUGAGUGUCUUGAGAAUCUAGUGCCAUGUCCAGGUACACUGAUGUGUCAUAACACCAUCGGCUCUUUCAAGUGUUUGUGUCCAGAUGGAUUUCGCAAGAAAACAGACAAGGAAACAGAAUGUGAAGAUGUGGAUGAGUGUUUGUGGACCAUUUGUGGCGUUGAAAGCAGUUGCAUUAACACUCAUGGUAGUUUCAUCUGCGCUUGUCCUUCGGGCUUUCAAACUCAGAAAUCCAGCGGUGCCUGUGAAGACAUUGAUGAGUGUGAAGUCACUCCAGAUCGGUGCGGCACAAAUGCUACAUGCAACAACAAUAAGGGUAGCUACAGCUGCAGAUGCCACCCUGGUUACAGUAACUAUGGCAACAACCAGUCAAAAUGUUUAGAGAUUAAAUGUGAGCAGUUUAGCGGAGAGUCGGAUCUGGACGCCACACCUAUGAAGUUGAGGAGUUUGCUGUCCCUGUAAGACGCUUGUAAGACACUGACUGAUCCAGAUGGAGAUCAUCACUUAGGCGAGGUGUUACUGGAGAAUCUGUUCACCUCCGUCGAUGAGCUGCUGUUGGACGGCGACAUUGCUGAAGGCGGAGCGCUGAGUCGCUUUUUAGACGUGGUGGAGAACAGCAUGCGUUUGAUAGGACCUCAACUCAAACAGCCGCUUACCCGGAUGGAGACGCACCGCACCCACGCAGAGGUUGCUGUAAGGCGUGGUCAGUCUCCUCCUAAUGGAGGUGUCAGUCUGAGCACAGACUCCGCCCUCUUCAACACAAGCUGGGAAACAGUCGUAGGGGAAUCGUACCCAGGUUUUGCGUUCGUGGCGCUGGUCAGUUAUAAAGAUCUGAAUUCAUCUGGCGAUUCUUUCAACAAGAUAAGCAGAACGUUAAAGGAGGAGAACGGAGAGAGAAACAUCACUUAUCGACUCAACACAAAUGUAGUGACAGCUGUAGUCAGUAAUCCAGAAACGACGCACCUGUCUGAGCCCGUAACUCUCAUCUUUAAACACGUGCAGAAGAGGGCGGAGUCUGAGGACAUGAAUCACACUUGUGUGUACUGGGAUGACACAGAGGGGGCGUGGUCUGGGCGGGGCUGUGAGAAGGCGUGGUCAAACAGCACUCACACAUCAUGUUCCUGCACGCACCUGAGCAGCUUUGCCGUACUCAUGGCUCUCUACCCAGUGAAGGACACGUUCGGGUUGGUGAUGAUCACUCGCGUGGGAUUGAUUCUGUCUUUGGUCUGUUUGCUUCUGUGCAUUCUGACCUUCCGCUUCUGCCGCUCCAUACAAGGAACACGCAACAGCAUCCACCUCCAUCUGAGCGUGUGUCUCUUCAUCGCCGACCUUGUGUUCCUCUGCGGCAUCUCCAGCACUCACAACAGGGUAGCUUGUUCUGUCGUCGCCGGGUUGCUGCAUUUCUUCUUCUUGGCGGCGUUCUGCUGGAUGCUGCUGGAGGGAGUGCAGCUGUACCGAAUGGUUGUCCUUGUGUUUCACACCACCAUAAAGCAUCUUUACAUGUACUUGCUGGGAUAUGGAGUCCCUUUGCUCAUCGUCAUUAUCUCAGCUGCCGCUUACCCCCAGGGAUACGGCACAGAUCGACACUGUUGGCUCUCUCUCGAGAAAGAUUUCAUCUGGAGUUUCUUCGCUCCCGUCUGCAUAGUCAUCAUCCUCAAUUGCUUUUUCUUUUUCGUAACGGUCUGGAAACUGGCCGAAAAAUUCUCCAGCAUUAACCCAGAUCUCUCCAAUCUCCACAAGAUCAGGAGUUUUACCGUGGCCGCUGUGGCUCAGUUGUGUAUUCUCGGGGGCAUGUGGAUUUUUGGCUGUUUCCUCUUCCAGGAGAAGGGAACUAUGGUUCUGUUGUAUCUCUUCACCAUCCUCAACAGCCUCCAGGGGGCGCUCAUCUUCUUCAUGCACUGCCUUCUGUCUAAAGCGGUAAGAGAGGAAUAUUGCAAGCUGAUUAAUAGGCUCAGGUCACGUAAGGAGAAGAAAUAUUCUGAUUUCACCAGCAACCAGUCAAGUAACAGUCAGCAACCCCUACGGAGUGAUCAGAACACGGACGAGUCCAAGAUAUAAAGCACAUCAACAACGGGCCAUGUCGACCUUAUAUCUUACCAAUGAGAAGAUACGUUAAGGUUGCAAUCUUUUUGUGUCUGUUCUGGAAGUAUGUUUUUGACAUAUGUCUGCUGAUGAUUGGCCAAUUGUGUCUUUCGUCUGUUCUUGGAGGGGCCGAUCGGAGAUCGUCUAAAGAGAACAACUUAAACGUUCCAGGAGAGUUUUGCUGGUAUUGGAGUGCCUUCAGAAGUCAAAAGGUCUUUCAUGCUAAAUGCAACAGGCAGCUUUCGUUUCCCUUAUAUGGGAAAAUGUAUUUUCGCUUACAAUCUACCUUCUUUUUUUAUGAAGACUUGUUGUAUUGUAAGUCACAGACCAAAAAUGAUCAUGUGUUCUGCACCUACAUGCCACUUUAUGUCUUUAAGCUGUUAGGAGAUUCUACCUCUUUAUGUGGAAAACAGAGGUGAGAGGUACUUCAAAUUUCAGAAAUGAUAUCUGAAGAGAGUCAGUUUUUGUGUUUUCUGCACGCAGUGUGUCUGUCAGUGACAAAAAGGGUUAAAACCAUCCAUUCUUCAUGCUAUGAAAAAAAAAAAUUUUAACAGUUUGAAUGUGACUUGGCUAAUAAAUUCUUGUUAUUUUAAUUCUCAUGUGCCAAAAAAAAAAAAAUACGCAAAACAUACAGACGAACUUUAGUGUUUCCACAAAACACGUUUUCGUAUCUAAGAGAUUUUUAUGCUAUUUUUGUACUUGGUUUUUUAUUUGCAUCGUUUUAUCUGUACUAGUGAAAUAUUUCUGCAUUGCUUAAUCAGUUCUGGUUUGAAACACAUACUGACUGAGGAAAGUAUGCGCAAGUGUUAUUUCUUCUGCAUGAACGGUUUUGGAUAUGAUACAGCCAUGUUUGUCAUUAAAGAGUAAUAAACUGCCAAAAAAAGACUAGUUUUUUCCUA